Molecule: messenger RNA, 1017 nt
Organism: Gastrolobium bilobum
Lineage: Eukaryota; Viridiplantae; Streptophyta; Magnoliopsida; Fabales; Fabaceae
Product: MATH domain and coiled-coil domain-containing protein At3g58270-like
Exons: 3
Coding region: 1-1017 (338 amino acids)
Molecular function (GO): protein binding
Source: RefSeq, a predicted model, not a curated record
AUGGAGAAUAAAAACACAAGGGAUAAAACGUUGGAGAAGUUCACAUGGACGAUUCAGAACUUCUCUAAAUUCGAGUCUAGGAAAAUAUACUCUGCGAAUUUCUUCCUCUGCGGCCAUUCAUGGCGGAUUCUUAUGUUUCCAAAAGGGAACGAAGUAGACUCCUUGUCAAUUUUUUUGGAUGCUGGAGAUCUUGAUCAUUUGCCUUCUGAUUGGAACAAAUUUGUUAAGUUCAAGUUGGCUCUAAUUAAUCAGAUCAAUGGCACAAUGACAAUUACAAAACAACUUAAACACAACUUCAAUGCAAGAGAGAUUGACUGGGGUAUCGAAUCUUUCAUACCUUUAGUUGAACUUUGGGAUUCCAGCCGUGGGUUUAUCGUGAAUGAUACUUGUAUAAUCAAAGUUGAGUUUUCUGUCAACAAGUCAGAAGAUGAAAAACAAGUAGAUCAAUUAGCUGUUAGCAAAACUGAUGCUAGAGCAGAUUCUCCACGAGUUUGUGCUGAGCGAAUAGAGAGUAGUGAUAAUAAUUUAAACGAGGAAAUAUACUCUGCCUCAUAUGGUGAGCUCAUAGAUUUCAGGGGUUUAGCAAAAAUAGAAAAAGCAUUUGUUCCACUAUUAGAAGAAGUAUGUUCACGACAUCCCUCACUUAUUCAAUGCCUGCAGAAGAGGACUCGUAAGUUUAUUGAAUGGGCAUUCACAGCUUUAGGACGAGUUCUGCAUUUUUUGAAGACCAAAAAGGUGAAAGAUAUGAAUGAUGAUGCUUGUAAGCAUCUUCAAAUUUUAUGGGAGGAACUUGAGAUAUGUAAGUUCGAAUUGGCUUGGCUGGAACCCCAUGUUCAAUCUGCUUUAGAUACGAAAAGCUAUAUUGAGAGAGCUAAGCUGGUGGAAAAGAGGAAGCUGAAUGUGGAAGCUCUAAAGAUGGAAAAGAAGAGGCUGAAGGAAAAGAUUGAAAUCGCUAUAAAAGACUCGGUGGAAGCUGAAGCAAGUUUGGAUGCUGAACUAGGAUAUGAGGAAAUAUAA